Molecule: messenger RNA, 470 nt
Organism: Drosophila willistoni
Lineage: Eukaryota; Metazoa; Arthropoda; Insecta; Diptera; Drosophilidae
Product: protein LTO1 homolog
Exons: 1
Coding region: 48-470 (140 amino acids)
Source: RefSeq, a predicted model, not a curated record
UUUUUUUGGUUAUUUGAUUCAUUCACAUUUGAUUUUUUGGUUUAAGCAUGUCCCAUUCCUCGGACGAUAUUAACGACUUGUUCGACGACAUAGUACUGACCGAGGAGAAACACGCUCGUUUAGGCUACAACGAAGGCUGGAGCGAGGGUCAGGCUCAGGGAAAUAGCGAGGGCUAUAAACUUGGUUACGCUCAGGGAGUUCAAUUGGGCGAAGAGCUGGGCAGCAUUUACGGCGAGGUGGUGGCUCAUCAGCAACUGCCACAUACGGACAAGGUGAAACGAUCCUUGCAACAGCUGCGAUUGCUUAUCGAACAGUUUCCCCGCACCAACGACGAGAAGGCAGAUAUUAUUGGGGCCGUAGAAGUUAUCCGGAACACGCAUCGUCGUUUGUAUGCUCAGUUGGGCACAAAGAACACAAAGCCAAUUGUUUCAUCCUCUGAGAAAGAGGAGGUAAAGGAUUAUAGCUUCUAG